AUGGGCUGGACGCAGAGGGCAGUGGAAAUCAUGAUAGAGUCGUAUAGGGCCCACCCAAUCCUAUACAACACCAAAAAUGCCCUGUACCACAAUCGCGUUAAGAAGGAACUGGCCUACCAAGAGGUACUUGAGGAUGUCUGCAAGGAAAAGAGUGACUGCACGGUUGAUGACGUGAAGAAAAAAAUGAACGGGCUACGUAGCAACUUUGCUAGGGAAAUGGAGAAGAUAAACAAGACCAAAAGAAGUGGUGCUGCGGCAAAGGAUGUGCACAAGCCAACCGUAUGGUGGUUCCAGAAGCUGCUCUUUCUUAAGGACCACGUAGAGGCGAGGCCCAGUUCUUGCUCAAUGUCGAGAGGCACAGAUUGCAAUGAAACACUUGACAAGGACUCCUCUGCUCAUGACGACUCCGACCAAGAGUUGCAUGAUGAAUCACCACGUCCUGGAACGCCAUCGGUAGGACACUCAGCAAAACCGUGCACAUCCCAGGAACCGAGUAGACCUAAACCAAGGGCGAAAAAGAGUCGUUCUGUAGAGGAGUCGAUGUUGCACACAGCAGCUGAUGCUUUGACUGAAUUGAAAGAUGCUGUUGUCAGCUCAAACAUGAAUGAAAGCACUAGUACACCAACGCAGAACGAGGACCAAUUUGAUAUUAUUGGUAAAUUUGUGGCUUGCGAAAAGCGCAGCCUGCAGCAUGCUGACAUAAGGCAAAGUGCAAAAAGGAAAAUAAACAUGGCGCUUCUUGAUGCGCAAGAGUCUGAGUUGGGCAGAAAUACUCAGUUGACUAGAAGAGUCCCUCCGCAGCACAUUAAUAAUGCAACAGUUCCUCCUGGAAAACAUGGUUACAACCAGCAGUGUUCCAUCAUGACGUAUAACGGUCAGCCUAGUCGUAAAGAUUUUCCAAAUGUAACAACUUCAAAUGCAUGUAGCAUGGGGAACACCGCUGAUAUUCUUGGUAAUGCCAUGAUGCAAACAUUUUACAGUACUGAAUGA
Messenger RNA from Lineus longissimus, 990 nucleotides. RefSeq lists its product as uncharacterized. The coding region runs from base 1 to 990 and encodes 329 amino acids. The transcript is spliced from 2 exons. The record is from RefSeq and is a predicted model, not a curated record. Lineage: Eukaryota; Metazoa; Nemertea; Pilidiophora; Heteronemertea; Lineidae.